AAAACAUAAACUGAGAACAAACAAUUUAGUCAAAAAUGGGAAAGAAGAUUGAUGCCAAUAUUAUUCAAUUGAUGGCAAUGUCAAUAUUGCUAAUGUUGAUUUGUACUUCACAAGUAUUAUGUGAUUUGGAUCAAAAAUGUUUUAGGGAUUGUAUUCGUGCAUGUUUUCAAAAUCCUGGAUGUUACAUAUCCUGUGGAAAGGAAUGCUCGCAUAAUUCUCCCAAUAAUUCUUUAAUCAAAGGGUUUGGAUCAAAGUUAUUGAGUUCUGCCGAUCCCGUGACAAAGACGAUGGCGCCCCCCGUGGAUACAAGUCGCAAAGUCCUUGGAGAGAAGAUAAAUCUUGAUUUCUGCUUGAAGAGAAAAUGUGUAGAUGCACCAGUUUGCUGGUGUUGUUUCGGAAUAUCAGAUGAAUGUUGGAUACCAAAACAAAGUUGUGAAGAAAAUUGCCACCAAUAAUAUUCAAAAGCUUUGCCAUGACAAAUUUAAUGUAACCUCAUUUCUUGAUUUUUAAAAUUUGCUU
Nicotiana attenuata is the source of this 519-nucleotide messenger RNA. RefSeq lists its product as uncharacterized. Bases 36 to 455 code for a protein of 139 amino acids. The record is from RefSeq and is a predicted model, not a curated record. The transcript has 2 exons. Lineage: Eukaryota; Viridiplantae; Streptophyta; Magnoliopsida; Solanales; Solanaceae.